AGUUCAUACCCAGCAGAUAGGCCUCUGCAAUAGUGGAAAUUGAGGAGUAUGUAAUUUGUCCAGAUCUAUUCGAGGGAAGAUUCGAUGGAACAGAUAAACGUUCGUAAAUAGCUAACAGUUAGUCUGGCAUACGUUAACUAGCAACCCAGUCACCUUCAGCUAAGGAGGAAUAUAUUGCAAAAUGCAUACAUAUAUACAUCACAUUAAAUACGCAAACGGUUGGCGAAAAUCAAGAAGGGUACAAUUAAGUUAGACUAAGUGUGAUCGGUUGAUUUAAGUGAGGACAAUACGCAGCCGCAGUUGUAGUACGGAGGUUUCUAAGGGAGACAUAUGGAAAGAAACUUCCUGUACACGUUGCUAUGACAACCGACUCUGUCAACCAUUGAGGACAGCAAGUGAGCUGCCGAGAAGACUUUAACAAUAAUCCAUCGGUUUAAACGGUGACCCAGGAUGCAUGUCUACAUCAGAAAAGGCCCCACGGACAUCCCUGAGCCCUCUGAGAAGGGUGGAAGUGAUGACGAAGAAGACACGUAUCUGAAGGAUCCUGACCUGCAGCAGGACCAGCUUCCUCAGCCUUUCCGCAUGAUUGACAAGGUUCUUAACAGGCUGGUUGACAGGGCUUGGGAGAUCAUCUCAGACAGAGAGGCAAGUCGAAUAGCUGAGCAGUCUAAGAAGAAAAUCCCGGUUUUGGAGGCUACUGGAGAAGUGAAGCUUCCACGGAGAACUAACUGCCUGUCGUGCUCAGAGGAUGGAAAAUAUGUUUUCAUGGGUCACUCCCACGGCCUGUCUAUUAUCUGCACCUCAUCCCUCAUCUGUAUCUCAGCAUGGGAGGACGACAGCAUGGAAAUCACCUCCCUUCAAAGCACCUGCCUUGCAGAGAUGACAUAUCUCCUGGCUACUGUGGAUGACAUGGGUGUUUCUAGACUGUUUGCCUACUGCCCAGACUCUAUCUACCUGAUCAAAAUCAUCAAUGAAACAGAUGAUAUAAGCCAAAGGAAAAUCUGCAAAAAAUUAGAACUGUCCAAAGGGGGGGACAAUGGCGCAGCUGUCAUGGAAUGCAAUGGUACGUCUUGGCUUGAGGUUUAUCGCUUUCCCAAAGAAUCCUGGCUGAAAGAGUUAGAGGUCAUGGGAGCAACUUCACAAAAACAGGUGCCACAUUGCCCUGGAGCAGCUGAUGCUAAAUUUUCUCCUAUAGGAGUCAUUUUGAAAAUAAAGCAACCCAAAGCCCUCUCAGGCACAUCUUUGAAAAGUCCAUUUGAAGUGUUACAGAGGACUGAGAAUGGCAACAUGAUUGGUUUGGGCCAAAAUCACAUGAUAACCAGCCACCAAUGGGAGGAUCAGGAUGCUGUGUUCAAGUCUGUGUACAAAAAAUAUCUCGGUGAAAACACCUACAAAACCAAGGAAGCUGAGGAACGACCAAGCCAGUGCAACUUUCACCUACUUCUGCCUGGAGGAUUGGCCCCAUUUCUUGGUGAAACCAAGUCUCCGCCUGGUGUACCUGUUGCUAUCUGUCUUUGGUGGAGUGGCAGUCAUAAUCUUUUACAAUACGCACUGUCAAAAACAGCUAAAGACAAACCAGAUGCUGAGCCAAAGCUAGAGUUUGUGUGGCCGAAUGCGCAUCACAUCCUCUGCUCAGCCACCAGCAGAUGCACUAAAUACAUUGCACUUGGUCUUGCCGAUGGCUUGGUGACAAUAUGGGACCGGCACUUAGGGAUCCCAUGGUCAGUUCUUGCCCUUUCUGCCGACAGUGUUUUCAACAGGAUACUGUUCCUGGAUCAGUCCCUGGGCCUCAAGAACACGUCCAUGUGCCAGGAUCCUUUUCAUCCCAAAAUGAAUAUAUUGGUGACCUGCAAAAAUGGAACAUGUCAUUUAAUUACAGCUGGGAGAGGGCGGAAUUCUCACGUUACAAAACUAGCAGAAAGUUCUACUGAUCAUGGGACCCUCCCCACUGUGGUCCUGUCUCUGCGCUUUUUGCUGAAGUUGGUUCUUUUCAUGUACCGGAAUGGCAGCGUAGUCCUCAGAGAUGUAACUGAUGGGACAGAUGUGUGUGGUUUGGCGCUGCCAGCCUCACACUUCCUGGGUACUCCCUGGAACCCGGUGUUUGAGCUGGAUCCCAUACAUCAGACUCUGUUUGUCCGAGGAGACAGGACGACAUGUCCUGAUGAAACCCCAGGGAGAGACGACGCUGGCAGCUCGCUCUUUGUUUUUGCUUUCCGUGAGUUUUCGGUAAUGGAGCGCUACAGAGAGGCUCUUCCUGGAAGCAUGGCCAGGAGGGGUUGCAGUCUGGAGGAGACCUGCAAUCUCUAUUUGCAGGAAAGAGCGGCGUCUCUGGAGGACCGGAACAAAGCAAUGGAAGAGAGCUGGAGGCGUCUCCAGGAGAGCAGUGCGUGGGUUCCACUGAGCAGCGCGAAACCAGCGAGGAGCACAGCCAGCCACAGGCCUCAGAUCCAGGGAUGACAGACCAAGGCAGAAGAGUAUAACAUCAAUGUAAGAAUAAUCAAUGUGACAGUUGUUUUGUGUUGCUACAAUACCACGCAGGUAACACAGGGUAUAUCCUGUUCUGUCAGCCUUUACUGGCAUGUCCCUUCCUUGUGUAUUUAAAAGGAUUUGAACUUGUUUGCUGCUCAUGGACUUUGAUUAGAACGCUACCCCUACUCAUUAUUUCCUCAUAAACACAAACCCGUUCCUGUAAGUAAGGGCAGUGAAAAACUGCCAAGUUGCUAUGGUUACUGUUUGAUAUACAUAUAAUAUUCUCUCAUUACCUGCAGCAUUUCUUUCAGCGUCUGCAAGAUGACAUGUCACAGAUUUACAUAAUAAAUAUGGCAUUACCUGUGACAACGCUGGAGCAUGAAGUUAUUUCAGAAAAUGGACAUUUUGAAAUAUGUUGACAAUGAAUUAUGAGUCAAGACUCAUGCCUGAUAUCUAAUUUGAUGUUUUUCUAUACACUGUUGUUGUUUGUUUGCUUGUUUUAAAACUUAAUUUGGAAGUGAAGUGCACACACUUAUAUUGGUAAUAUCCAUUGGAUUAUGGUGUUUUGAGUGAAGAUGGAGACAAUAGUAAUGUGCUUGGAAUAAUAGACUGAAGACUGACUUUUAAGUUGCCAAAAAAAGCAAUUAAAAGCAAGAAGAAUACAUAUGUUAAUGUGACUUGAACUGUGCCUUUUUGUUGCCAUUCUCAACAUUAUUUUUCUUUAAAAAAAAAGUAGCAUAGCCAUCAUAAACAUCACUAGAAAAUAUAAUGAAAACUGUAACAACAAAACACCAAAGAGAAGCUAAAAUCCACUGGCCUUCUGUGUCUUGGAGAUACGUGCAAAGCUUCCUGCACACUAAAAGAACUGUAUUUCCUUCUUGUUCUUGUGUCUCAUUGACGAGCACAUCCUCCACUCUAUAUGAGAUGUGGUGAUGGCUUGGUUGUUAUGGAGAUAGAGCUGGUUCUUCCUGCAGGAAAGGCAGCUGUAGUAUUGCCGAGGCCAUUGUUUUUAGAAAGAUAGUAAUCAAUAAUUGUAAUAAUGUACAGUAUAUUACAUAACAGAAAUGAUUGUUUUUGAAGUAGCCCAAGAUUGGAUCAACAUCAUGUCAAGCUGUGAGUGUUAAGUUAAUUCUUUACUUUUUAAACACACUGAGGCCUGUUUUCCCUUUGUUCUGCCCCUUCAUUUACUGUGUAUAAUGAGAAGAGGUCUUUUUAUUGUUAUUGUUUUCA
Megalops cyprinoides (Indo-Pacific tarpon) is the source of this 3699-nucleotide messenger RNA. RefSeq names its product WD repeat domain 93 (gene wdr93). Gene Ontology annotation, molecular function: protein binding. The record is from RefSeq and is a predicted model, not a curated record. Gene Ontology annotation, biological process: electron transport chain. The transcript is spliced from 17 exons. Bases 451 to 2457 code for a protein of 668 amino acids. Lineage: Eukaryota; Metazoa; Chordata; Actinopteri; Elopiformes; Megalopidae.